Molecule: messenger RNA, 855 nt
Organism: Postia placenta MAD-698-R-SB12
Lineage: Eukaryota; Fungi; Basidiomycota; Agaricomycetes; Polyporales; Adustoporiaceae
Exons: 3
Coding region: 1-855 (284 amino acids)
Source: RefSeq, a predicted model, not a curated record
AUGGCGGCGCAGGGUUGUCACAGCGCGACGCUAGGAAGCACAGAGAUGGAUACAGACAUAGCAUGGAUAGCAGAAGUCUGCGAUCACUUCGCAGAGGACAUGAGGAGGGCGGGGAAACGUGCCGAUGGGAGGACCGACGAGGAAGGCGCUAUGGGCAGCACCAAGGGUGACAGCAUCAGCGCGGGUUAUGUCGACGUCGAAACAAACAUGUAUCCAUUUGCAAGGCGCGCUGAGCCGUCUCAAAUCAGCGACACAUGGUGCCUUGGCAUCGAGCGCCAUCAAGUCCACUGGGCAUGCGAGCUCACCUCUGACAGCCGCCUUUUCCUCGGGUGGCUUGGACACUCAACCGCCGUCCACACGAGCGAUGUCCUCUUCGCCACAUCCUGGAACCUCUUUCACGCCCGCUGCCCUUUCAUCGACGGCUGUUCUAGAGGAGCAACAGUGGGUCAUCUCAAGGCAACGACGAGCGCGAAACCCACCCAGGAGCGCAAGACCAAGAAGACACAUACUGAGCCCACCGAGGUGCCACACGUCACCUGCCCAGGCUGUGCAGGCAGCUUCCGUGAAGAUACAUUCGGACGCCACUGGAGGGAUCAUUGUGGACAGAGCCCGGAAAGAGAGCCCCGUCAGCCAUUAGCCUGCGACGUCUGCUGGAGGGAGUGGAAGCCUGGAGACGACCCACUCAGGGACUUUUCGACCGACCAUUCAUUGAGGCGGCAUGUUGUGGGCCAGCAUACAGAGGAAGACUGGUACGUAAUGCAGCGCAAGAGACAAGGAGACUCGCCGUUUGCACAUCAUGAAUUCAUCCGUGGUGCCGUCUCCCCUAUCCAUGGUCUCCAAGAAGUCAAGAUGUAG